This is a messenger RNA of Lachancea nothofagi CBS 11611, 1038 nucleotides long. The record is from the annotation of a GenBank genome assembly. Lineage: Eukaryota; Fungi; Ascomycota; Saccharomycetes; Saccharomycetales; Saccharomycetaceae.
AUGAAAUCUGUAUUUGAACUAAUUGGCACUUUAUCAAGAAAGAUCAAGCCGUUCAACUGUCGACAAAUGAGUUCUCACCCAAAAUUCUACACUGAAAAGAUCCUUAGCGCUCAAAAUGACGCCUCUUUAAAACUAAACCAUACCUGUGUGCGGAUUAAGGACCCACAGCGUAGUGUUGAGUUCUACAAGUCGAAAUUUGGCAUGGAGCUGAUGGGGCAUAAGAAGUUCCCAGACAUGAAGUUUGACCUGUACUUUCUGUCGUUUCCAAAAAGUGAUUUGAAACACAACAAAGAUGGCGCCAUUGACGUUUUCCAGGAGAAUGGUAUCUUGGAGCUCACACACAACUACGGCACAGAGUCUGACCCGGAAUUUAAAGUCAACAACGGUAACGAGGAACCUUAUCGCGGCUUUGGCCACAUUUGCUUUUCCGUAGCGGACAUCGAACAAUCGUGUGAAAGUCUCGAGGCCAACGGUGUUUCUUUCAAGAAAAGAUUAAGCGAUGGUCGUCAAAAGAACAUUGCUUUUGCAUUGGACCCCGAUGGCUACUGGAUCGAGCUUGUCUCUUACAACAGAGCAGACUCCGAGGCCCAUCGCAACGAAGGGUACAAGUUCAACCACACUAUGAUCCGCGUCAAAGACGCUCAGAAGUCUCUGGAAUUCUACCAAAAUGUUCUCGGUAUGAAGGUUAUCGAUGUCAACAAGCACGAGAAUGCUAAGUUUACCUUAUAUUUUUUGAGUUAUAAUGCAGACGCUCCCAGGUGGGGUCAAGAAGGCAUUUUGGAGUUGACUCACAACUGGGGUACGGAAAAUGAUGCAGAUUUCAAGUACCACAACGGUAACGAAAAACCUCAGGGUUACGGUCACAUCUGCAUCAGUUCUGAAGAUCCAGAGACAAUGUGCAAGGAAAUCGAAUCCAAGUAUGGUGACAAAGUACAAUGGGGUGUCAAGUUUAACCAGGGAAAAAUGAAGAAUCUAGCUUUCAUUACUGACCCAGAUGGAUACUCCAUUGAAGUUGUACCAUACGGAUUGUGUUGUUAG